Erigeron canadensis is the source of this 1599-nucleotide messenger RNA. RefSeq lists its product as uncharacterized. Gene Ontology annotation, molecular function: DNA binding. The record is from RefSeq and is a predicted model, not a curated record. The transcript is spliced from 10 exons. Lineage: Eukaryota; Viridiplantae; Streptophyta; Magnoliopsida; Asterales; Asteraceae. Gene Ontology annotation, cellular component: nucleus. The coding region runs from base 1 to 1599 and encodes 532 amino acids. Gene Ontology annotation, biological process: DNA replication; DNA recombination; DNA repair.
AUGGCUACCAACCAAACUUUGCUUGUGGAACAAUUAGAUGCUUCAAAAGAUUUCAUCAACAUGAAGGUGAGGAUAAUCCGUCGUUGGAUUAAUCCCUGGCAGAGGCUUGAGAUGGUGUUGGUUGAUGAGAAGGGUGCAAAAAUCCAGUGUAUGGUAAAGAAAGACUUGGUUCCUAUCUUUGAUAAUCUGAUCAAAGAAGAUACUGCGGUUAUCAUCAAGAGGUUUGGUAUUGGUGUGAAUGAUGACCCUUUCCCUGUGGUUAAACAUAAGCUAAAGUUAAGCUUUUACAAAAGUACAGAGGUGCAGCAUGGUGUAACUUUUACUGAUCUUGCUUAUGGAUUCUCAUUCACACCUUUCAAUGAAAUAACUGUGACCAAAGCUAGAGAUAAAGAUACCCUCAAUAUUGAUGUUAUUGGUUGUGUAAUUUGGUGUGGGAAUCUGGAGGUGUUCAAGUCAGCAACAAAUACCUCAAAGAGGUUCAACUUGGAGUUGAAAGAUCUGGAUGGUGUAACCCAACGUUGUACUUUGUGGAAUGAUUAUGCUGUUCAAUUUAUUGACUUUGUGGAGAAUAACAAAUCUGAAGAGCAUGUCAUCACCAUCAUGCAACAUGCCAUCAUAAACGAAUGGAAUGAAAAUUUGACUGUCCAAAGUGAUAAGUUUGGUACUAGGAUUUUCAUAAAUGAGGAUAUACAAGAAGCAAAUGACUUUAGGAGGAGAUUGAUACUAAAGGAAGGAGCUGCUCAAGGAUCACAUACAACUUUCACAACACAAACUGUUUACCCAAAUCGGUUAGAGUUCAUCCUAAACAGUGAUAAGAAACAAUUAGACGAGGUUAGAGAAGCUGAACAGCCUGGAGAUGUUGUAGUUGUGGCCACAAUAGCUAUGUUUGAACCAGAGUUUGGAUGGUUCUUUAUUGCUUGCAAAAAAUGUUCAAAGAAAGUCAUAAGCAAAAUGGAGUACUUGGAAAUUGCCGAUGAAGAAGAGCUCACUGAUGAGCUUAUCAAUGCUCCCGGUGACAGUAUCUGGUGUCGAAAAGAAAAAAAGAUAGCAACAGAAGUUGGACCCAAGUUCAGAGUCACCAUGAGAGUCCAAGACAGCACAGGCAGUGCCUUUUUUGUAAUGUGGGAUAGAGAUGUCCAGAAGCUACUUGGUUUGUCUGCCCAUGAUAUCCAUCAAAGACAACUGAAUAAUAAUGAUGAUGAGACUUACCCGCAUGAACUUGAAGGGUUGCUAAAUGUGAAAGUUGCAUUUAAGAUAAAAAUAGACAACUACAAUGUGAAACACAAGGGCAGUGCUUAUACUGUCAACAAGAUGUGUGAUGAUCCCGAUAUCAUUGCGGAGUUAGAAGAUGAAGAAAAUGACAAUGAGGUUCAACAACAGGAAACCAUGCCAGAAAUUGUGUCAGCUAUUAAGCUUGCUGAGGAGUCGCAAGGUGGACCCGAUUCAAAGGAUGCUUUCUCUGUUACUGGCGAUUCUUUAGCCGCCGAGAUUGAAAAAGAUUGUGAGACCAGCCCUUUGCAAAAGCGACCUAAUGAUACUCCAGGUGUUGAAUCAACAAGUAAGUCUAGAAAAAGGGUUCGCAAGGCGAAAAUAUACUAA